Impatiens glandulifera is the source of this 1298-nucleotide messenger RNA. RefSeq names its product probable receptor-like serine/threonine-protein kinase At5g57670. The transcript is spliced from 7 exons. Gene Ontology annotation, biological process: protein phosphorylation. Gene Ontology annotation, molecular function: protein kinase activity; ATP binding. The record is from RefSeq and is a predicted model, not a curated record. NCBI's taxonomy places the organism in Eukaryota, Viridiplantae, Streptophyta, Magnoliopsida, Ericales, Balsaminaceae. The coding region runs from base 44 to 1204 and encodes 386 amino acids.
AUAGACUCAAAAGAAAGAGAUUUUUUUUGAAAAUCGAGGAAUAAUGAAGUAUAUUCGAACCAGGAGUCUCAAAAGGCUCUUCUCAAUCAAGCGGCGAAGUUUUGAUGAAGAAGAUUGUAAAGAAAUUUCAAACAACUUCUCUGAAACAAGCCAGUUUAAGAAACCCACAUGGAAAUGCUUCUCCUUUGAAGAAAUUUCAGACGCCACUGAUUCAUUCAGUUCAGAGAAUUUGGUGGGGAAAGGAGGAUAUGCAGAUGUGUAUAGAGGGUUUUUAAAAGAUGGACAAGCAAUUGCAGUAAAAAGGGUAACAAAAGCAACUACAGAUGAAAGGAAAGAAAAGGAGUUUUUGUCUGAAAUUGGAACUUUGGGUCAUGUUUGUCAUCCAAAUGUAACUUCUCUUCUUGGUUGUUGUAUUGAUAAUGGACUUUAUCUCAUCUUCCAGUUUUCUUCUAAAGGAUCUGUUGCUUCUCUUCUUCAUGAUGAUGAUGAUAAUGAUGGGAGUUUACAAAUUAUGGAAUGGAAUACAAGAUAUAAGAUUGCUGUUGGAACAGCUAAAGGCCUUCAUUAUCUGCAUAAAACAUGCCCAAGGAGGAUAAUUCAUCGCGAUAUCAAAUCAUCAAACAUCUUGUUAACUACAGAUUUUGAUCCACAGAUAUCUGACUUUGGGCUAGCAAAGUGGCUUCCAUCACAAUGGACUCAUCAUUCCAUUGCUCCAAUUGAAGGAACAUUUGGGCACUUGGCUCCUGAAUAUUUCAUGCACGGAAUUGUCGACGAAAAAACAGAUGUUUUCGCUUUUGGUGUUCUUUUGUUGGAAAUCAUAUCAGGGAAGAAACCUGUUGAUGGGUCUCACCAAAGCUUACACAGUUGGGCUAAACCAAUACUAAACCAAGGCGAGACAGAAAAGUUGGCUGAUCCUAGGCUUGGAGGAAUGUACGAUGUUUUACAACUUAACCGGCUUGCAUUCGCAGCAUCUCUUUGCAUUCGAUCAUCUUCAACGUGGCGCCCUACCAUGAGUGAGGUAUUAGAGGUUAUAUUAGAAGAAGAGGAUGGUAUUGAUAAAGAUAGAUGGAAAAUGCCCAAGGAAGAAGAUGAAACACAAGAUCAAGAAGAGUUUUGGGGGUUUGAAGAUCUCGAAUGCGAAUGUUGUGAUAGUUCAUUUUCAAAUUCUCCGCUCGAUUCUAUAUCGCCCAGAAGCUCAAAAUAGUUCAUUGUUUCUUGUUAUAUGUACAUAAAUGUUUUUCGCAUUAAAGCGAUUUAGUACUAGUAAAAUAAAAUGUAAUACAUAUUGGUUGAUCAUA